ACCAGAGGAGCAGACUGCAAGAAUGGCACUUGACAAGUGUUCUCCUAUGGAAAAUUUUUGGAAGAUCUUUGAAGAAUACCACAUAGAUGAAGAUGUGGGCUUUGCUCUGCCAAAUCCACUGGAGGAGCUACCUCACCCUUACGACGCCUGGGUUUCCAUCGCCAAAAAUCUGCCUGAACUGAUUAAGAAUGGCCAACUACGUGCGGAAGUUGAGAAGUUAGCAACUCUCAGCAUUGACCGGCUCCAAGGACACAAGGCACAGCGCCUCGCACAUCUGGUUCUGGGGUAUAUCACCAUGGCAUACGUGUGGGGUAAAGGUGAUGAAGAUGUUCGGAAGGUCUUGCCGAGCAAUAUUGCUGUUCCUUACUGCAAGGUGUCUGAGAAGCUGGGACUGCCUCCCAUUCUGGUUUAUGCAGAUUGUGUCUUGGCAAAUUGGAAGAAAAAGGAUCCCAGUGGGCCCAUGACUUAUGAGAACAUGGACAUUCUGUUCUCGUUUCCUGGUGGAGACUGUGGUAAAGGAUUUUUCCUGGUUUCUCUGUUGGUGGAAAUGGCAGCUGCUUCUGCAAUCAAAGUGAUCCCCACUAUAUUCAAUGCAGUACAACGUGAAGAUCCAGAUACUUUGCAAAAAGCACUGCUUGAAGUAACUUCUUGUCUCCACAAAGCCCUUGAGGCUUUUCAUCAAAUUCAUGAAUAUGUGGACCCAAACCUGUUUUUCAACGUUCUUCGCAUAUACUUAUCUGGCUGGAAAGGCAACCCCUUGCUGCCAGAGGGUCUGCUCUAUGAAGGUGUCUGGGACACCCCAGAGAAGUUUUCCGGGGGCAGUGCAGGCCAAAGCAGCAUCUUUCAGUGCUUCGAUGUUCUACUUGGCAUUCAGCACACUGUUGGUGGAGUUCCUUCAGACUCUGCUGCUCAGUUUCUCCAGGAGAUGAGAACGUACAUGCCUCCGGCUCACCAGAGCUUUCUUCGCUCAUUGGAGUCUAGCCCCUCAGUCCGUGAGUUUGUCCUUUCAAAAGGUGAUGCUGCCCUGCAGGACACUUAUAAUGAAUGUGUGCAAGCUAUGGUCUCCCUGAGAAGCUACCAUUUGCAAAUAGUAGCUAAGUACAUUGUGAUUCCUGCAAGUCAGCGAUCCAAGAAAAAACAAACCUCAGAAGAGCCUUUGGAAUUAGAAAAUAAAGGAACUGGAGGCACCGAUAUCAUGUAUUUUCUGAAGACUGUAAGAAGUACAACUGUGAAUUCCUUACUGAAGGAAGAGUAAUGUAAUCUAAGAAAGUGUGUAUUCUGCUACCGCAUGUGGUAACGUAUCUGCUCUUUAUAUCAGAAAUAGCAUUAACAUUCAUAAUUUGAGGAGAGGAAAAUAAAACCAGUCAAAACCCUUGCACAUUUAUGUUUAUAGCAGCUUUAUUCAUAAUAUCCCACACUUGGAGUCAUUGAAGAUACCCUUAAAUGGCCAAAUGGAUGAGUAAACCAAGGUACAUCCUGACCAUAGAAUGUUACUCAGGGCUAAAAAAGCAGUGAAUGAUCCAGCCAUGAAAAGACAUGGAGAAAUGUAACAUACAUAUUACUAAGUGAAAGAGGUCCCUCUGAAAAGGCUACAGACUGUGUGAUUCCAACUAUGACAUUCUGGAAAAAGGUAAAACCAUGGAAGCAGUAAAAGGAUCAGUGAUUUCCAUGAGUCAGGACAGAGGGAAUGAUGAAUAGGAGAAACGCAGAGGAUGUUCAGGGCAGUGAAACUAUCCUGUAUGAUAGUAUGAUGAUGGACACAUGCCAUACAUUUCCCAAACCCCAUAGAAUGUACAAAACCAGAAAUGAACCUUUUGUAAACUGUGGACUUUGGGUGACCAUAAUGUGUAAGUUUAUCAAUUGUAACAAGUGUACCAUUCUGGUGUGCAAAUCUGUGUGUGUGUUGGGUAGAAGAUACACGAGGACUCUGUACUUUCUGUUCAAUUUUGCUAUGGACCUACUCUAUA
Molecule: messenger RNA, 1967 nt
Organism: Hippopotamus amphibius kiboko
Lineage: Eukaryota; Metazoa; Chordata; Mammalia; Artiodactyla; Hippopotamidae
Gene: IDO1
Product: indoleamine 2,3-dioxygenase 1
Exons: 10
Coding region: 23-1255 (410 amino acids)
Biological process (GO): 'de novo' NAD+ biosynthetic process from L-tryptophan
Cellular component (GO): cytoplasm
Molecular function (GO): L-tryptophan 2,3-dioxygenase activity; heme binding; indoleamine 2,3-dioxygenase activity
Source: RefSeq, a predicted model, not a curated record